Messenger RNA from Ilyonectria robusta, 279 nucleotides. RefSeq lists its product as uncharacterized. Gene Ontology annotation, molecular function: structural constituent of ribosome. The transcript is spliced from 2 exons. The record is from RefSeq and is a predicted model, not a curated record. Gene Ontology annotation, cellular component: mitochondrial small ribosomal subunit. Bases 1 to 279 code for a protein of 92 amino acids. NCBI's taxonomy places the organism in Eukaryota, Fungi, Ascomycota, Sordariomycetes, Hypocreales, Nectriaceae. Gene Ontology annotation, biological process: mitochondrial translation.
AUGACCGGCCGACACAAGGCCAUCCGGCUGCCGCCCCUCAAGACGCUGCGCGUGCACAACCCCAAGCGGGCAGUCGAGAACCCCUGCAUCGCCAUCAUGUCGAGCGUCCUCGCAUGCUGGGCUUCCGCCGGCUACAACGCAACCGGCUGCGCCGCCAUCGAGAACCAGCUCCGCCGAUGCAUGGACGGCCCGCCUGCCGCGCCGGCCCCCGCAAACACCAUCAACUACCACCUGUCACGCAUGCAAAAGUACAUGACCAGCCCGCGGAAGCAGAAAUAG